Messenger RNA from Ochlerotatus camptorhynchus, 874 nucleotides. It is a transcript of the gene Npc2f, whose product is annotated as Niemann-Pick type C-2f. NCBI's taxonomy places the organism in Eukaryota, Metazoa, Arthropoda, Insecta, Diptera, Culicidae. Gene Ontology annotation, molecular function: sterol binding. The transcript has 4 exons. Gene Ontology annotation, biological process: sterol transport. The coding region runs from base 145 to 654 and encodes 169 amino acids. The record is from RefSeq and is a predicted model, not a curated record.
AAGUCAGUUCAAGUUCUCUUGUCAAGCCGUAAACAUUUUGCCCGCGCUGUGUCGCUUCCAUUCGCGAAUCUUCUUGAGUGGUCUAUUUUGAAAUCCCUUUGACGUCUGCUGCUAGGUCAUAUUUAUCGGAUUAGGUUGAACGCUAUGAAGUGGACGGUUGGGAUUACCAUUGUAUUCGUGGGAUUAUUGGCGACGGGAACAUCCGGAAUUGGCAUUCCCUCCUGGUCGCAAAAUUGGCCCCUCCUGAGAUAUCUCUUCAUGCUCCGAACGGGCAUUCUGUUCGAGGACUGUGGCUCCCGUUACGAUGUCAUCUCGAUUCGUCUGUCCAGCUGUUCCAGCACACCGUGCAGCAUGCCGCGUGGGAUGAACGUGACCGUCAAUGCCGAAUUCAGCUCCAACGGGUCUCCGUCGAUGCCAUCGCUCAUGCAUGAGGCUUUCUUCAUAUUGAAUGCGAUCAAAACCAAAGCUUCCAUCACGCCUACUACGUGCGAAGGCGUGGCCUGCCCCCUGCAGGGUGACAUCGGCCUACUGUUUUCCGCUUCGAUCUACGUAAGCCCUUCGCUGCCGAUGCUUCGCGGAAAGCUUCGCUGGGAGUUGAAAAACGAUAAGAAAGAGAUUCUGCUGUGCUAUCAGCUUCCGAUUUCGAUUAGCUAGAGCUUUGCUGCUAGCGGCGGUGACGGCGUGGGUGCCAUAAUUAUAGCGAAAGCUGCCAUUUGAUGAUGGGCCGCUCUCUGACUCGUGGAUAGUUUCUUGUGUUGACGUUGUGGCGGCGCUGCUUAUGCGCUUUUGAUUAAGUGUUAUAUACUCGGUUUUAUGAUGUGUUUCUAGUCGUUUGGAAAUUAUUUUCUGCUCAAAAUAUGAGAAAUGUGAUUAA